Telopea speciosissima is the source of this 1515-nucleotide messenger RNA. RefSeq names its product palmitoyl-protein thioesterase 1. The coding region runs from base 138 to 1133 and encodes 331 amino acids. Lineage: Eukaryota; Viridiplantae; Streptophyta; Magnoliopsida; Proteales; Proteaceae. The transcript is spliced from 12 exons. The record is from RefSeq and is a predicted model, not a curated record. Gene Ontology annotation, molecular function: thiolester hydrolase activity. Gene Ontology annotation, cellular component: intracellular membrane-bounded organelle.
GGAAUCUCUGGGAGAGAUAUUCCUGAUCUGAACCCUCAAAACUUCCUUGCAGAAGAAGAAAGAUCAAAACACUAGAUUCUUGUGGAAUUGAAAAUCUGGUUCGGGCAGAUUAACUGUAAUUAAUUACCGCAUCCUUAAUGGCCGCUCCUCCACUAAUCCCGAUCGUCUCCAUCUUCAUCUUCUUCUUACUCUUCAUUCCGGUUUCGUAUUCUGUUCCUUUCAUUGUGUUACACGGUAUUGGUGAUCAAUGCUCCAAUCGGGGAGUUUCAAAGUUCACUGAACUUCUAAGUAAUUGGUCUGGUUCUAAGGGAUACUGCAUAGAAAUCGGAAGUGGCACAUGGGAUUCCUGGAUGUUGCCGCUUCAGGAGCAGGCUGAAAUUGUUUGUAAUAAGGUGAAGAAAAUUGAAAAACUCAGUGAGGGAUACAACAUCGUUGGAUUAUCCCAGGGCAACUUAAUUGGUCGAGGGGUUGUCGAGUUUUGUGAAGGGGGGCCACCUGUUAAGAAUUUUGUCUCACUAGGUGGUCCUCAUGCUGGCACUGCUUCUGUACCACUUUGUGGAUCUGGUUUAUUCUGCAUCAUCGUUGACAACUUAAUCAAGUUAGAGAUAUACUCCGACUAUGUCCAGGCUCACUUGGCUCCCAGUGGUUAUCUUAAAAUUCCGACGGAUAUUCCCGAUUAUCUAAAAGGCUGUAGGUUUCUCCCUAAGCUCAACAAUGAACUUCCUAACAAGAGGAAUGCCACUUAUAAGGAACGAUUCAGUAGCUUGCAGAAUUUGGUGCUUGUCAUGUUUGAAGAUGACACGGUUUUAAUACCUCGUGAAACUUCCUGGUUUGGAUACUAUCCAGAUGGGGCCUUCAAUUCAGUUUUACCUCCACAAGAAACAGCACUGUAUGUUGAAGACUGGAUUGGUCUGAAAACCCUGGACGACGCUGGAAAGGUUAAAUACGUCAGUGUAUCAGGAAAUCAUCUUGGAAUUUCCGAUAGUGAUAUGAAGAAAUAUAUUGUGCCAUAUUUGGAGGCGGCAUCAACCAAAGGGAUGAUUGUAGAAUUGUCGCCAUAUCAGUGGCCUUCAAUCUGGAGUUUCAUUAAAGUAGUUGAGGACACUUGGAAUGGAGUAUUGCUUCACACUUGAUCCAAAAGUACAUAUAUGACCAUGGUUUGUUUACCAAUGGAUGGGAAAUGAACCUAAAAUUUAUGGGUUUGUUUCAUCUUGGAAUUUCCGAUAGUGAUAUGAAGAAAUAUAUUGUGCCAUAUUUGGAGGCGGCAUCAACCAAAGGGAUGAUUGUAGAAUUGUCGCCAUAUCAGUGGCCUUCAAUCUGGAGUUUCAUUAAAGUAGUUAAGGACACUUGGAAUGGAGUAUUGCUUCACACUUGAUCCAAAAGUACAUAUAUGACCAUGGUUUGUUUACCAAUGGAUGGGAAAUGAACCUAAAAUUUAUGGGUUUGUUUGUAUCUACUGCAUGUAUCAUACCGGAUUUUCUGGGUUGUAAUAUUUAUUGUUGGGACUGUAAGGUC